This is a messenger RNA of Salvia splendens (bonfire salvia), 1026 nucleotides long. RefSeq names its product OVARIAN TUMOR DOMAIN-containing deubiquitinating enzyme 11-like. Bases 137 to 826 code for a protein of 229 amino acids. Lineage: Eukaryota; Viridiplantae; Streptophyta; Magnoliopsida; Lamiales; Lamiaceae. Gene Ontology annotation, molecular function: cysteine-type deubiquitinase activity. The transcript is spliced from 10 exons. The record is from RefSeq and is a predicted model, not a curated record. Gene Ontology annotation, biological process: protein deubiquitination.
UUUUGACUUUCCCUUAUCGUCACUCCACAAACAAAAAUUGAAGAAAAACGAAACAAGAAAAUAUCUGACUUUUCAAUCACGCUCUGUAUCUUUGGUUGGUUGCUGUGAAGAUUGAGGUGUAAGUUAGAAUAGUAGUAUGGGUGAUGUCUAUAGAUUUGCAAGUGCUAGUGCGAGCUCGAGCUCGAGUUUAAAUAGUAGCACAAAUGAUACAGAGGAUGAUCACACCAUUGCGGAGAUAUUGGCUGAGGAGGAGAAAUUAAGCUAUGAUAAUCGCAAGCUUGGCAAACGGCUCUCUCAUUUGGACUCGAUACCGCACACUCCUCGGGUCAUUGGUGAUAUACCCGAUCCAAAUGAUGCGACCUUGGACCAUGAGAGGCUAGCUCAAAGGCUGGCGACAUAUAGCUUAGCUGAAAUGCAAAUCGAGGGAGAUGGGAAUUGUCAGUUUCGAGCCCUCGCUGAUCAGUUAUAUCAGAAUCCAGACUACCACAAGUUUGUCCGAAAGCAGGUUAUCAAGCAGCUUAAAAGGCACAGAAGACUAUACGAAAGUUAUGUUCCGAUGAGGUACAAACACUAUGUGAAGAAGAUGAAAAGGUUGGGCGAAUGGGGAGAUCACGUUACUCUACAAGCAGCUGCAGAUCGAUUUGAAGCCAAAAUAUGUUUGAUCACCUCCUUCCGCGACACUGGCUACAUUGAGAUCCUCCCGAAUGACAGAAGUCCGAGUAGAGAGUUGUGGCUAAGCUUUUGGAGCGAAGUUCACUAUAACUCAUUGUAUCAAGCAGGAGAGGUUCCGACAAGAACACACAGGAAAAAGCAUUGGCUCUUCUAAAGCUCGUCGACUCGUAGAUAGACACAUUUCCCAACACAUUUAUACAUAUCCAUAUGCCAUGUAACUAGAGGACACACCAAAUUAUUUCAUCUUUUAAUUUCUAUGUAUUUCUUAUAGUUACUCAAAUUUACGUAUGAGUUAUGGUUGUUUAGUUAUAUUUGAACUUCAAGGUAUGUAGUAUUUGUGAUUUGAGGCUUUAA